AGUGUCCUCUGACUUGCUCUGACUGAAACACACACAAAGACUGAAUAAGAAAGAAGGAAUAAAGGACAAAAAAGAUGGGAAAGCGGCACUUCUCAGGGUUAGAGGUGGCCCUGAUGAUGAUGUUUGCAUUGGUUUUUGUCCUUGCCCUUGGAGAGACAGCAGUCAUCAAAGAGGAGUCAGGGACAGAUUUAAACAAUAAAAUCGCCAUUGAAUGCCCCAACAUUCCUCAUGCAGAGAGAGUGGACUGUUUUCCGGAUGCAGGCGCUUCCCAGCAAACAUGUUUGGACAGAGGAUGCUGUUGGAGUCCCCUGGAUGAGGUUAAUGUCCCCUGGUGCUUCUUCUCCAAAAACCACGGCUACACUGUGGUCAGCAUGAACAAACCUGAUAACACACAUAUCGAGGCCAAGUUGAAGAGAAUGGGCUCUCCAUCUCUGUUUGGAGCUGAUAUUGAAGAGCUGAACUUCCAUGCUGACAUGCAGACAGAAAACCGCCUUCGAUUUAAGAUCACUGAUGCAAACAACGCCAGGUUUGAGGUUCCUCAUGAGCAUGUGAAACCCCCUUCCAGCCCCCCCACAGGACCACUAAAUUAUGAAUUGGAGCUGCUGAAUGAGCCAUUUGGACUGAGAGUUUGGAGAACAUCUCCAAAAAAAAUCCUGUUUGACACAACCAUGGGCCCACUGGUUUUUGCUGAUCAAUUUCUCCAGCUCUCUGCUAAACUUCCCUCUCACAACAUUUAUGGACUUGGAGAGCACAUUCAUCAAAACUUCCGCCACGACACCAACUGGAAAACCUGGCCGAUCUUUUCAAGAGAUGCUUUUCCCAAUGGCGGCACACACAACCUGUACGGCCACUAUCCCUACUUCACAUGUCUGGAAGAUGAGAGUGGCAAAUCCUUUGGCGUUUUCCUCAUGAACAGCAAUGCUAUGGAGGUAACAAUACAGCCUGCUCCGGCUGUAACCUAUCGAACCAUCGGAGGAGUUUUGGACUUUUACAUCCUGAUUGGAGACACACCAGAGGCAGUUGUGAACGAGUUCACGCAGCUGAUUGGCAGGCCUUUUAUCCCUCCAUACUGGUCCCUGGGCUUCCAGAUCUCUCGCUGGGACUAUGGCAGCCUGGAGGAAGUGAAGAGAACUGUAGAGAGGAACCGACAGGUCGGCCUUCCAUAUGAUGUCCAGUACACUGAUAUUGAUUAUAUGGAGGACAAAAAGAUCUUCACCUAUGAUAUGAAAAAUUUCACGGAGCUACCUCAGUUUGCAGACUACAUGCAUGAGAGGGGACAGAAAUAUAUCAUCAUACUGGACCCCGCAGUGUCCACAAGUCCAAGAGUGAAUGGAAACUACGAGACAUUUCUAAGGGGUAAUGAAGCUAAAGUUUGGAUCACUGAAGCAGAUGGGGAAACACCCUUACUGGGAGAGGUUUGGCCAGGGGAAACCGUGUUUCCUGACUUCACUAACCAGGCCUGCAUUGAUUGGUGGGUUGAUGAAAUUGUGCGGUUCCACAAAGAAGUCAAGCAUGAUGCUCUGUGGAUUGACAUGAAUGAGGUCUCCAGUUUUGUGCAGGGAUCCAUCAAAGGUUGUGCCGAUAAUAAACUAAAUAAUCCUCCAUACACCCCGAGUAUCCUUGAUGAGCUCAUGUACAGUAAAACCUUGUGUAUGGAUGCUAAGCAGAAAUGGGGGAACCACUAUGAUGUUCACAGUCUUUAUGGAUACUCCAUGGUCCUGGCCACAGAGAAGGCAUCGAGACAAGUGUUUGGGAACAACCGUUCCAUGGUCUUUACCCGUUCCUCUUUCCCUGGGGUAGGCAAAUACUCUGGACACUGGCUGGGUGACAAUGGCGCCAAUUGGAACGAUAUUAAGUGGGCCAUUCCUGGCAUGCUUGAGUUUAACCUCUUCGGAAUCCCUUAUAUUGGUGCCGAUAUCUGUGGCUUUUUCGACGACUCACCAGAGGAGCUGUGCAGACGUUGGAUGCAAGUCGGCGCAUUUUACCCCUUUAGCCGAAAUCACAACGCACAAAAUUACAAACCCCAGGAUCCUGCCUCAUACGGAGCAGACUCCCUGUUGGUGCAGACCUCCAAGCAUUACCUAAACAUCCGAUACACUCUUUUGCCAUACCUCUACACUCUCUUCUAUAAGGCCCACGUCAACGGAGAGACUGUAGCGCGUCCCAUUAUGCAUGAGUUCUAUUCUGACAGUGCAACCUGGACAGUGGACAGGCAGUUCUUGUGGGGAGCUCAUCUCCUAAUCACGCCUGUGUUGGAUCCUGGUGUAGACACAGUGAAAGCCUAUAUCCCAGACGCCAUCUGGUACGAUUUCGAGACGGAGAUGAAAAUUACAGAACGCAAGCAAACUGUUGACAUGCACCUGCCUUCUGAUAAACUUGGAUUACACCUGAGAGGCGGAGCUAUUCUACCAAUCCAAAGACCAGAUGUCACCACUACAUACAGUCGACGUCAUCCCAUGGGACUGAUCAUCGCUCUCGAUGACAACAAGAGUGCAUCAGGCGAGCUAUUUUGGGACGAUGGAGAUUCUAGAGAUACUGUUGAGUCCGGCAACCACAUUCAUUACCAGUUUUCUGUGGUUAAUGGUGUUCUGUCAAUCCACGUUGCUCACAAUGGUUACAGUGAUCCAAACAACUUGAAGUUUGAGAACAUCACAGUCAUGGGAAUGGACGGAUAUCCCGCUGUCGUGCUUUUGUCAGAUGGAACCACUUCUACUGCACUGGAUGAGUCCAAAAUACACUACGAUCCCAUCAAGCAGGUGAUGUAUUUGAGGGGUCUGGAAUUGGAGCUUGGGAAGGACUACACCAUCAGCUGGGAGGUCAAAGAGUUGGGCCGCUUCGAUUGCCACCCUGAGGAGAACAGCAAUGAGGCCAAAUGCAAAGCCCGUGGAUGUAUCUGGCAGCCUUCAGAUAUUCCUAAAGAGCCCUGGUGUUAUUACCCCGAGAACCAUGGCAACAUCGCCAGAAACCUGGUUCAGACAGAGAGUGGCGGGAAUUUAGCUCCAGACUCGGGCCGCUUCGAUUGCUACCCUGAGGACAACAGCGAUGAGGCCAAAUGCAAAGCCCGUGGAUGUAUCUGGCAGCCUUCAGAUAUUCCUAAAGAGCCCUGGUGUUAUUACCCCGAGAACUACGGCUACAUCGCCAGCAACCUGGUUCAGACAGAGAGUGGCUGGACUUUAGAUCUAGACCGCAAUCCCGAUUUUCCUAGUCCACGUUCUCUGUCACCAGACAUCAACAAGCUCCGUGUGGAAAUUACAUACCUUUCCGGCCACAGCCUGCGUUGGAAGAUCUUUGACCCAGUCAAUAAACGCUACGAGGUCCCGAUUCCCAUCACCCUGCCAGCCACACCAGAGACAAGUGAAGCCAAUAGGCUUUACACGGUCCAAAUCAGUGAACAGCCGUUUGGGAUCCAGGUGAUCAGAAAGAGCACAGGAGAAACAAUAUGGGACUCUGCUGUGCCAGGUUUCACGUUCUCCGACUUGUUCAUCCAGAUUUCCACUCGUCUACCCUCAAACUAUGUCUUCGGUUUUGGUGAAACAGAGCACUUAACCUACAAACAUGACCUCAACUUUCACACAUACGGCCUGUUUGCAAAGGACCAGCCUCCUGGAUAUAAGUUGAACAGUUAUGGUGUCCAUCCCUUCUACAUGGGUCUAGAGAAAUCAAAAGAUGCUCAUGGUGUCUUCCUGUUCAAUAGCAAUGCUAUGGAUGUGACCUUCCAGCCUACUCCUGCUUUGACCUACCGCACCCUUGGAGGAAUCCUGGACUUCUACAUGAUACUGGGACCCACUCCAGAAGCUGUAGUCCAGCAGUACACUGAGAUUAUUGGCCGGCCAGUUCUUCCAGCCUAUUGGACGCUUGGAUUCCAGCUUUGUCGUUAUGGCUACGCCAACGAUCAGGAGAUUGCAGAUCUUUACAGCCAAAUGAAAGCCGCUAAUAUUCCUUAUGAUGUGCAAUAUGCAGACAUUGACUACAUGGAGAGACAAAUGGAUUUUACCCUGGACAAAGAAAACUUCAUUGGACUUCCUGCUCUUGUGGACCGCAUGCGGGGCGAGGGAAUGCGUUUCAUCUUCAUUUUGGACCCAGCUAUAGCGGCCAAUGAAACCAAAGAUUCUUACCCUGCAUUCAAAAACGGAAUAGAGCAAGACGUUUUCAUCAAAUGGCCUCCAGAGCUUAGCAGUGACAUUGUCUGGGGCAAGGUGUGGCCUGACUAUCCCAAUAUUACGGUAGACAAUUCGUUGGACUGGGAUACUCAAGUGCAGCUAUUCAGAUCUUUCGUGGCAUUCCCUGAUUUCUUCAAGACAAGUACUGCAAAGUGGUGGCAAAAUGAGAUAAAAGAGUUUUACAACAAUGUCGCAAAGUUUGACGGCCUUUGGAUUGACAUGAAUGAGCCGGCCAGUUUUGUGCAUGGUACCGUCGGAGAGCAAUGUCUUGGUGAUUCCAAUCUGGAAAAUCCUCCAUACAUGCCUCCAUUGGAGUCCAAACACAAAGGUCUGAACCACAAGACUAUUUGCAUGAACAGUCAGCAUAUCCUCGCUGAUGGCACACGAGUCAGACAUUAUGAUGUCCACAACAUGUAUGGCUGGUCUCACACCAAACCCACUUAUGAUGCUCUCCAUAGUGUUACCGGGAAUAGAGGUGUCGUAAUCACCCGUUCCACGUACCCAUCCAGUGGCCAGUGGGCGGGACAUUGGCUGGGAGACAACUAUUCCAGCUGGGACCAACUUUUCAAGUCUAUCAUAGGCAUGAUGGAGUUUAGCAUUUUUGGCAUCUCCUACACCGGUGCUGAUAUUUGUGGCUUCUUCAACCCUGCCGAAUACGAGAUGUGCUUACGUUGGAUGCAGCUUGGAGCUUUCUACCCAUACUCCAGAAACCACAAUAGCAUAAACAAUCCAAGACAAGAUCCCGUGGCCUGGGGAGAGGAGUUUGCCACCAUCUCUCGUGAUGUGCUGAAUAUUCGCUACACCCUCCUGCCCUAUUUGUACACACUGAUGUAUGAAGCCCAUGUCCAUGGAAAUACUGUGGUCAGACCCAUGCUGCACGAGUUUGUCACAGAUGAAAACACAUGGGACAUCGACAGGCAGUUCCUCUGGGGUCCAGCCCUUCUAAUCUCACCUGCUUUGGACCCGGGUGUUACUGUUGUCAGAGCCUACGUGCCAAAUGCCCGCUGGUACGAUUUCCACACGGGUAAUGCUGUUGGGGUGCGAGGACAGUUUGUGGAUAUGGAAACACCAUUAAAUAAAAUUAACCUGCAUGUGAGAGGAGGACACAUCCUGCCCUGGCAGAAACCAGAGAAAAACACUCAAUUCAGUCGUAAGAAUCCUCUGGGUCUGCUGGUUGCUCUUGAUGAUGAUGGGUCGGCACAAGGCUCGCUGUUCUGGGACGAUGGAGAAGGUGUUGGCACUGUUCAGGAAGGAAAAAUCCUUGUGACAACGUUCAGUGCAUCUAAGGGAGUUCUAUCAAACAAGAUCAUCACAGAUGACCUAACUGACCAGGCUGACAAGUUGGCCCUGGGUGUUGUGAAGGUAUGGGGUGCAGGAACAGUGCCCAUCACUCAGGUUAUCAUGAGCGUUCCUGGGAAACCUGACAUCAAAUUGGAUUUCACACAUGACUCGGCAACAGAGGUGUUGGAAUUUGACGCAACAUCACAAUCUCACACCCUGGUAAACACGUUCACCAUCACCUGGAUGACAAUAUAGACAUAAACGCAUGUCAUCUACUGAAAGGCGCUUGGGAAAUUAGCAAUGCAGAAUCAUUUUUGUUUAUUUAUGAAAGAUGAGUCGAGCAACAGUACAUAUGUGUGGCAAUGUGAUAAUUAUACAUUUACAUAGCAUUUACUUGGGGAGCUUUUUGUGGUAGAUUAUGUUUACUUUAAAUGUAACAUAUAUAAUUAUCUC
Xyrauchen texanus (razorback sucker) is the source of this 5894-nucleotide messenger RNA. RefSeq names its product sucrase-isomaltase, intestinal-like. The record is from RefSeq and is a predicted model, not a curated record. The coding region runs from base 75 to 5696 and encodes 1873 amino acids. The transcript is spliced from 49 exons. Lineage: Eukaryota; Metazoa; Chordata; Actinopteri; Cypriniformes; Catostomidae. Gene Ontology annotation, molecular function: carbohydrate binding; alpha-1,4-glucosidase activity. Gene Ontology annotation, biological process: carbohydrate metabolic process.